AUGUCGCAUCUCACAUACUACAACUACCCUGGAGUCGGAGAAACCAACCGGAGAGACUAUCAUUACAGUCAAGCUGUUCGAAUUGGAGACAGAAUUGAAUGUUCUGGGCAAGGUGGAUGGUUCCCUGAACAAGGUAUAAACUCAAUCCCCAGAGAAAUCAAUGCCCAGAUCGACCAGGCUUUUGCAAAUGUGGAUCUCGCAUUGAAGACCGCUGGCGGAAAGGGUUGGUCGCAAGUGUACAAAGUACGAUCUUACCAUGUUCCCAUCAACGGGGAAGCCCUCGAAGCUAUGAGCCGGAACUUCAAGAAGUGGAUGCCCAACCAUCAGCCUUUGUAUACGUGUGUUGGUGUUCAACGGCUAGGCGAAGAUGAUAUGCGCGUUGAGAUUGAAGUGGAGGCGCAUGAUCCUGAAGGGAAUGAGAAGAAGUAA
Molecule: messenger RNA, 429 nt
Organism: Penicillium brevicompactum
Lineage: Eukaryota; Fungi; Ascomycota; Eurotiomycetes; Eurotiales; Aspergillaceae
Product: RidA family protein
Exons: 2
Coding region: 1-429 (142 amino acids)
Source: RefSeq, a predicted model, not a curated record